AGAAAGAGAGUGUGAGCUCGAGCAUUAGUGGCGAAAACAUCAAAGAACGCAAGGGGCAGGGCGGCCCGUUUGAUGCUUGCCGCCUCAAGGCCUGCUCAUCUCUGCCGAAGUCUGGACUCAGUCAGUUCUCCCAAAAUAGCCGCCGCGCCGAGGCGCAUUCUUCCGCCGCAAAUUUGCUGUUCUCCAGCAUCCUCCCCGUUGGGAAUUAGGGGGUCAGACAAAGAAGAUUUUUUUUUCUAAAACAGUGCGUGGGAGGUGUUGUUCACCCGGAAUCAUGUCCGGAACGAUACUGGAAAAUUUGAGCGGUCGGAAGCUGAGCAUUCUCGUGUCCUGUUUGCUGUUUCUGCAGUUUUUGUGCUUCCUGCUGGGUGGUCUCGUCGCACCGGUUCCGGCCAGCGUGCAGACGAUUCUGGCGACGAUCUGCAAGGAUGUGCCCGGUUCGCACAAUGACACCAACAUUUGGCUGUACUCGCGGGGGGAGGAUCACUGCCAGACGCUGGACCACAUCGACAUAGAGAAUCACGACACGAAGAUGGCCAACCAGAUUGUGUUUGUGUUCCAGAUGCCGUUGCCUCGGGAGGGUCGUCAGCUGGACUAUUCCAGGUGGCAGCAGAAUCUGAUCGGUGUGCUGCAGACAGACAUUGCGUACGAUGCGAACAUUCUGCUCAAGCCGCACACGAAAAUGUCUAUCGACGCGAGGCUCGCGUAUCGGAAUAAGGGCGAUCACGACCAGGACUGGAAGUAUCUGGCCUCGUCGCUGGAGACUCGGGAUUUGGACUGCUUCGCGGACAACGUAACCGACGAAUAUUUGUACAACUGUAACGCCAUUCCGUUGUUUGAGCUUGGAUCGCUGCAUCACGACUACUACCUGCUAAACGUUCGAAUCCCGGUUGACAGCGACAUGAAAAUGAACCUGGAUAUUGGCCACAUCCAGGACCUGCACCUCUCCGUAAUCUACCAAAACGGUGGUUUCACCAAGGUCUGGGUUUCGCUCAAAACGGUCUUCCUGCCCUUCAUCAUUAUCAUCAUGGCCUGGUUCUGGCAACGAGUCCACCUGCUCCAGCGGAAACCUGCCCUACUCGAGUGCAUGCUCCUCGCCCUAGGUUGCGCCCUCACCUUCCUGAACCUCCCGCUCGAGUACUUCACGCUCGUCUUCGACAUGCCCUUCAUGCUGCUCCUCAGCGACAUCCGCCAGGGCAUCUUCUACGCGUGUCUGCUCUCCUUUUGGCUUGUCUUUGCCGGUGAACACAUGCUGAUCCAGGAAACGGGCGAGAAAUCAACCCUCAAAUCGUACUGGAGACAUCUGAGCGCAGUGGCCGUGGGCUGCGUCUCGCUGUUCCUGUUCGACAUGUGCGAACGUGGCGUCCAGCUGCGCAAUCCGUUCUACUCGAUCUGGGUGUCCCGAAUCGGAUCAAACGUUGCACUCGGUUUCAUCAUCCUCGCGGGAAUCUCCGCCGGUCUGUACUUCCUCUUCCUGUGCUACAUGGUCUGGAAGGUGUUCUGCAACAUCAACAUUAAGCGCACCUCGCUCCCAUCAAUGUCCUCCGCCCGGCGUCUCCACUACGAAGGCAUCAUCUAUCGCUUCCAGUUCCUGAUGCUGGCGACCCUGCUCUGCGCCGCCCUCACCGUAAUCGGCUUCAUUAUCGGCCAGGUGUCCGAGGGCCGAUGGAAAUGGGACGAGUCCAUCGAUCUGGAGUUCACCUCGGCAUUCUUCACCGGCGUCUACGGCAUGUGGAACAUUUACAUCUUUGCGCUGAUUGUGCUGUACGCACCGAGCCACAAAAAGUGGCCCGCCAACGAAACAACCGAGCACAUCAUCAGCGAGGAGAUCGAGUUCAGCAAUCUACCAUCCGACUCGAACCCCAGCGAAAUCUCAUCCCUGACGCAGUUUGCCCGGAAGGCCGCCCUCGACUAAGCAGUAUUUUAUCACAACCUUCAACAAUCCAUAACUUAUAGACUGUGCAAGUUUUGCGCAUAAUGCGUGUGUGUGCGUUAAUUGAACUUAGUUUGUAUCGAUAUCAAGUCAAUUUUGCAAAUAAGCAUCGAACGAAGAAGAAGAAGCAUUUAGGCGUAGAGGAGCCAAAAUAGUUCAGUAUUAUAUCGGUGUCAUUGUGUAAUUUUUAAAAUAAAUCCCGUUCAAGUGUUUGUAGAUUGUUCGCUCGCGGUAAUUAGUGACAAGACUCUCUCUUUGUUUUUUUUAAUCGGAAUCAAUAAAGUAACACAAUUAACUUAUUAAAAGAUAA
Molecule: messenger RNA, 2243 nt
Organism: Culex quinquefasciatus (southern house mosquito)
Lineage: Eukaryota; Metazoa; Arthropoda; Insecta; Diptera; Culicidae
Gene: wls
Product: protein wntless
Exons: 4
Coding region: 275-1915 (546 amino acids)
Biological process (GO): Wnt signaling pathway; intracellular protein transport; Wnt protein secretion
Cellular component (GO): endomembrane system; organelle membrane
Molecular function (GO): Wnt-protein binding
Source: RefSeq, a predicted model, not a curated record